UGGGUUAUUGGGAGCAAAGAAAGAGAAGCAAGGCAUGGAAGCAAGUGUGCAUUCCAGAGAAGAGGAUUCAGAUGAACCAAGACUCAAAACAGGGAUGGAAGUAAAGAGGAUCUUUUUUUCUAGUCAGGAAGAAGAUUCUGUUAAAUCAACACUCAAAACAAAAAAAAUAUACAAGAGAAGUUACAAGAGAUGCUCAAGUUUUAGUGAAGAAGAGCAUUCAGGUGAAUCAAGACUCAAAACCAAGAGAUACAAAAAGAGAAAGAAAGAUAUAAAGACUUACACAAGAUGUAAAAAAUCUUCUAUCUCUAGUUCAGUUGAGAAGAGUGGUUCUCUGGUUGUAGCUGAUGUUCCAAAUGUAGAUGGGUGCAAGAAGUACCACCAAAAGAGAAACUACUGCAUGUACUGCGGGAAACCGCAAACAAAAAUUGCACGCCACCUGGAACGUAAACAUGGGGAUAAAAAGGAAGUUGCUCGUGCAGUGAUGUAUCCACCGAACUCUAAAGAAAGGAGAAAUCUGCUGGAUCUCCUUCGCAAGCAAGGAAAUAGGGCACACAACAUUGAGGCACUCACAAAAGGAGAAGGGACACUGGUACCUUGUAAACAGCAAAGUGAUGGCAAGAGCAAUCCAAAGGACUAUCAGCAUUGUUUUGCAUGCUUUGGGUACUUCAAGCGCAAAUCGCUGUGGAAGCAUGCAAAACGGUGCACACUUGCUCAAAAUGUUCGCAGAACAUUACCCGGAAAAACAAGAAUACAAACACUCUGUGCUUCUGCUCAGCCUGUACCUCAAGAUGUUCACACGAAGGUAUGGGCCCUUGUGAAUGGCAUGACUCAAGACGAAAUUGCCCAUGCAGUAAAAGAAGACAUCUAUAUCAUGAAGGUAGGAGAGAAGAUGUAUAACCGCCAACGUGAAACUGCCUCUCAGCAUGACAAUGUUCGUCAAAUUAUGCGAGGACUGGGUAGACUCUUGAUCAUAGGAAGGACGGUGACCCCUCUGAAAACAAUAGAGGAAUAUAUUGAUCCACAACACUUUCACCAUGUGAUUCGAGCUGUAAAAGAAGUAGCUGGCUUUGAUGAAAAGAGGAACAAGUUUGGGAAACCCACUCUAGCCACAAAGCUAGGGCAAAGCAUCCAGAGAGUUGCCGAUAUCAUGGAGGCUGAAGCUCUUUCAUCUCAGAACAAUGAAAAGAAGCAGGUUGUCCAAGAGUUUAGGCGCUUGUACAGUCUUACCUGGAAUGAAAUGAUCUCUUCUGCUGCGUACCGUACACUUGAGGAGAAGAAAUGGAACAAACCCAAGCUCAUUCCAUUGGCAGAGGAUGUGAAAAAAAUGCAUAUGUACAUGACUGACAAACAGAAGCAAUACUACAAGCAGUUGUUGGUUGAGAAAAUCCCGAAGAAUUGGAGCAAUCUUGCUAAAGUAAUAUUGGCACAGAUAAUCCUUUUCAACCGAAGGCGGGAAGGCGAGGUCUCAAAGAUGCGUUUGGAAGCAUUUCUCACCAGGGACAACUCCCCACUUAAUGAAGAUAUUGGUGAAGCACUGACGGCAUUGGAGAAGAGGCUCUGCCAGCAUUUUGAACGUGUGGAAAUUCGAGGGAAGCGUGGCAGAAAGGUGCCUGUCAUCCUUACUCCAGUAAUGGUGCAAUCUCUGGAGCUAAUGGUGGAGGAGAGAAGCUCAUGUGGAAUAGGUGAAAACAUCUAUUUAUUUGCAAGACCAGGUUUUGAAACAAGGCUUCGGGGGUCUGACUGCAUCCGUGAGUUGGCCAGAAAGUGUGGGGCUGAAAAACCUGAAGCUCUGUCAUCAACAAAACUAAGAAAACAAGUGGCCACUCUAUCAAGAGUACUCAAUCUUAAUGACACCGAACAAGAUCUUUUGGCAGACUUUUUGGGGCAUGACAUAAGGGUACACAGGAAGUUCUAUCGCCUACCCGAAGGGACUUUGCAGUUAGCUAAGAUCAGUAAGGUAUUGAUGGCCUGCGAACAGGGCAGACUGGCAGAAUUCAAGGGGAAAAGUCUGGACCAAAUCUCGAUCAGCCCAAAUGACCGAUAUGAAGUUGUGGAAAAAAGCUCAGGGGAGUCAUCUGAAGAUGAAGGUCCAGCGGCUCCACCAGGAGAGGAACCUGUGACUCGAGGCGAACAGGGCACUUCAGAGCAGCAGCCUGUAGAGGAGCAAAGCUCGGGAGGAGUGGAACCUGUGACUCGAGAUAAGAAAGGCACUUCAAAACAGCAGCUUGGACAGAAACGAGGCUCGGGAGGUGCUAGAAAGGUAAAACGAAUGUGGUCAACAGAGGAGGUGAAAGCAGUUGAAAAGUCUCUGAUGGAGUUCAUUCGUAUUGGCAAGACACCUGGAAAACAAGCCUGUGAGAAGUGCAUCGCUGCUUCCCCUGAAGCCCUCGCUGACAGGGACUGGAAAGCGGUCAAGUUCUAUGUUUACAACAGAAUUAUUUCAGAUCAGAGACUGUAGACAUGGACCAAGCUUAUAAAGGUAGGCCUACACCUUCCACAUCAUGACAGGAGGCCUUCUGUUUCUAUAGGAUACAUGAGGUGUAUCUAUUAUAUGUUGGCUGUACACAUAGUGAGGCUGAAACUGUUCAUCUGUUGUAAAAACUAAAAAAAGUUACAUGUAAUCAUUGUUAAAGGGUUUGAUUAAAGGACCCCAAAGGUUAAGGAGCCUUUCACUUAUAAUGCAAUGCAAUACAAUGCAACAACUUCCUGGUUCGUCUUUUUUACUGCGGUGAACCUUUUGGAUAUGUAGGUGUUCUGUCUGAGAAGACACUGUUGUAUUUAAGUCACACCUGUUCAUUAAAGGAGACCUGUUAUACUCA
Amphiprion ocellaris (clown anemonefish) is the source of this 2819-nucleotide messenger RNA. RefSeq lists its product as uncharacterized. NCBI's taxonomy places the organism in Eukaryota, Metazoa, Chordata, Actinopteri, Pomacentridae. Bases 35 to 2458 code for a protein of 807 amino acids. The record is from RefSeq and is a predicted model, not a curated record. The transcript is spliced from 5 exons.